Molecule: messenger RNA, 688 nt
Organism: Drosophila subobscura
Lineage: Eukaryota; Metazoa; Arthropoda; Insecta; Diptera; Drosophilidae
Gene: E(spl)malpha-BFM
Product: enhancer of split malpha protein
Exons: 1
Coding region: 67-495 (142 amino acids)
Biological process (GO): Notch signaling pathway; sensory organ development
Source: RefSeq, a predicted model, not a curated record
GGAAAUCAUUCUGACAACGUCAGCGCUUCGAGCAACACACAUAAAACUAAAAAUCUUUUCGAAAAAAUGUGCCAACAAAUAGUUGUCGUACCUGCUGCCAAAAACAGUAACAAAAUGAAGACCAGCUACAGCAUCAAGAAUGUCCUGAAGACCAUCUUCAAGAAGCAACAGCAGAAGUAUCGCCACCAGCACCACCAUUCGCUGGAGUCCCUCGAGUCGAAUGAGAAUCUACGCAAUGCCCAAGUAGAGGAGGCGUACUAUGCUGAAAUCGAUGAGAAUUCCGCCAAUGAGAAACUCGCUCAAAUGGCACACCACUCUCAGGAGAUCAAGAUAAUCGAUGAGGAGACGGAGGAGGAGGACAUCUAUGUUCCCGUACGCUUUGCACGCACCCAGGCUGGUACAUUCUUCUGGACCACCAACCUGCAGCCUGUUGCCAGCGUUGAGCCAGCCUUCUGCUAUUCCAUGCAGUUCCAGGAUCGUUGGGCACAGGCUUAAGCAUCAGGCCAGCUUCAAGGGUGAUCCUUCGAACUAUCAAUUAUCAGCUUUAAAACGAGUACAACAUUGUGAUAUCAGUAUCAGUGGCUGGAACUCCUCCACGCAUCGAACUCAGCAGGAAAAUCAAUCUCAAUUCGGCGAUCCAGCGCUUCCAUUAGAUCAUAAGAUAUUGUGAUAGAAAACAAGAGCUUUA